GUUCACACACAACCCCGUAACAACAGAUUUAGCGAUGACACAAACCCAGCACACGACGCGCAGCUGCAGCAGCAGCAGUAGCAGCAAUGAUUUACAGCAUGCGCAUCAGCGACGUCGCCGUCAAAUGUCAACGCAGCUGUUAACAUUGUUUUUGUUACUUUUGAUCAGCUGCAGUGCCGCUGCGACUGCGCAGUCACGUUUCUUCUACAACUCAGCCGAUGCACAGGGCAAGGUUCGUACGCAGCGACAGACAAGCGUUGACGCCGCUGCCACAGUCGCUGCCGAUGAGACAGCAGAGGCGACAAGCUGCUGCCAGGGCGCAGCAGCAGCAUCUGUGGAGCCUGUUACGCUAUCGCUGGAUCUGAGCAAUGUGACUGCAGAUUAUGGCGAGACUGAAGGCUCUGGUGAAUCCUCCAAAGAAAACUUCAAACGCAGCGUGGCACGUGCUGCUGUGCGGAAUGCACCACCCGCAAGUUGCUCGCCACAACCGACAAUUGUGGAACUGAAGCCCCCAACGGACGGACAGGGGGGAGAGCAGUCGGGAGGAGGGAAUGUGUAUUAUUCUCCCGCCUGUACGAGAAUUAAUCGGUGCAACGGAUGCUGCGGCUCCACGCUGAUCUCGUGCCAAGCGACGGAGACGGAGACGUUGCAGCUGCGCGUGCGGAAAGUGGAGCGUUCGGGGGCAAGCAGCAAGCGGGGCUAUGCGAUUGUCACCGUGGAGCAGCACUUGGCUUGCAAAUGCGACUGUCGGAUCAAGGCCGAGGAUUGCAAUACGUAUCAGGAGUACCGCAAGGAUCUGUGCCGUUGCGAGUGCCAAAACACAGAUGCCCGCGACAAGUGCCUCGAGCAAUCGGAUCACAAAUAUUGGGACGAUGCCAAUUGCACCUGCGCCUGUCGAUACAACCAAAGCUGCACCACCGGCACCGUCUUCGAUGAGACGCAGUGCAAAUGCACCGAUCCUUCAACUCCCAGAGAUAUUGCGGAUCGCAGACGCUUCAUUGUACAGGCGGUUGCCGUGGAACCCGACAACAGCACCCUCUAUAGCGUCUAGGGAUCCUGGACCUGCCAGCUGGAUUCGGAAAUGUUAAAGUCCUGUCAGGCGAUUGUACUGAUGUUGAAGCAUACACAAAUUCCGAGUGCUUUAUGUAAUUGUAUUUAUAAACAAAAAACAAAUAUGAAAAAAUACUAUAGCUUUACUACUUAAAUUACCACAAAUUCAUAGAUUUCAGUAUUUUCCCUAACCCUUAUCUUUUUGUUGUUUUUAAUCGCUUUUUUCAUCUGUAUUUUUUUCUUUUGUUUAUUCGCAACAAUAAUUCGUACAUUCCAUUUGCCUUUUUUGUGUGCUAUUUCCUUGGCUUAAUUAAGUUUUAAAUUAAUCCCCAUUUUAAACAUAGUUUUUUUUGUCUAAAUAGCUUUAAGUGAUCAAUUAAUUGUCUUCUUUGUAUGAAAUAGUUUUUAGGCUCUCCAUUAUUAUUAUUGAAUUUUCUUAUAAUGAUAAUUUAGUAUUAUUAAUUUUUGUUCGUUUUUUUCAUUGUUAAAUUCCGCAUAAUGAGAGAAUAAAGAAGAUGAGUUAAAUAAAUAAAGUUGUAAAAAUCGAUUUUAAACGAUUAAUCAACA
Molecule: messenger RNA, 1617 nt
Organism: Drosophila innubila
Lineage: Eukaryota; Metazoa; Arthropoda; Insecta; Diptera; Drosophilidae
Gene: Pvf1
Product: vascular endothelial growth factor C
Exons: 5
Coding region: 35-1051 (338 amino acids)
Biological process (GO): positive regulation of cell population proliferation; positive regulation of protein autophosphorylation
Cellular component (GO): membrane
Molecular function (GO): growth factor activity; growth factor receptor binding
Source: RefSeq, a predicted model, not a curated record